GUGUUGCUUUUGAUCUCUUGUUUCGUUAUCUUUUCUCUGCUUUUUUCGCCUCUGAAUUUUUUUCAAAAUUUUUGGUGAUUUAUUUCUCUAUAUUUUCCUUCAUUAUGAAGCAACCCAUUAGUGCAAUCAUCUGAUUCUCAAACGAUGAUCACUAAGGGAGGUUUCUCCUAGAGCAGACGUGAUUUUGGGUUGUACAUUCAAACAAACUGAUGAUAACGUGUGAGUAUGAUCCCGAUGUUGUUCGGUGGGGUCUUCAUCUUCUUGAUGGGGAUCCAUCGUCGAAUCCCAGCUACUAUUAUAAUACUUCCCAAAGCCCCAUUACUGAUUAUGAGGGAGACUAUGAAAGAGAAGCCCAAAACAGCGGAGAGAGAAGCACUGUUGAGAACGAUGAGAUCAUUGCCCAUGCUCUUCAAGAAGAGUUAUCCCAACUUGCUGUUGAGGAAGCAUCUGGCUCUUCACAUGUAGGUCAAGAGCAUUUGCAGGCAUCUAUUCUAGCACAGGAUUGGCUAGGCCCCUCGAGAAACAUCCAUUCAGAUGUUAUGGCUGACGUAGAUCAAGAUGGAUGCCAAGAAGAGGAAGAGGACACAGAACCGGUCGGUUCAAGUUCAAGUCCUGAAAAUAAAUCAAGUGAUGGGGAGGACUCGUCUAGAUCCCUAGAACUAACGGAUGAGUUUGCUUUGGAUGGCGAACUUUGUAAGAGAUUGAACCAAAUGGUCCCUGUGCCUCAUGUCCCUAGAAUUAAUGGAGAAAUUCCUUCUGUUGAUGAAGAAAUCUCCGAUCAUCAAAGACUUGUUGACAGGUUACAACUUUAUGAUUUGAUUGAGCGGAAAGUUGAAGGAGAUGGUAACUGCCAGUUCCGAGCACUUUCAGAUCAAUUUUAUCGUUCGCCUGAGCAUCACAAAUUUGUGAGAGAACAAGUUGUUAAUCAGCUGAGUUCUCAUGCUGAUAUUUAUGGGGCAUAUGUGCCAAUGGCCUAUGAUGAGUACUUGAUAAAGUUGUCAAGAAAUGGUGAGUGGGGUGAUCAUGUCACAUUGCAAGCUGCUGCUGAUAAGUAUGGAGUAAAAAUAUGUGUGAUUACAUCUUUCAAGGAUACGUGCUUCAUAGAAAUUCUUCCAAACGUUCAAAAAUCAAAGAGAGUUAUUUUCUUGAGUUUCUGGGCAGAGGUUCACUAUAACUCAAUCUAUCCAGCAGGAGAUUCACCAACAUGGGAAGAAACUAAGAAGAAGAGAAGGAUGAAUUUUCGGGAGCAGAUGCCAUCGAUUUGUACCGCAAUGUGAAGAGAUAUGUAUAAGAGUGUGUGGAUUGGGGUGGCAUCUCCAUACCCUCUGUCUCUAUCCGAUGAGAAAUUUGACACCCAGUGUUUCUUUUUGUCCUCCCCCGUGCUUACUAAUUUCGUACCUUUUUCAUUUUUUUUGUCAGCGUGAGUAUCAUUCAUUUGUACAUACAUGUUCCAUUCAAUGACUGCGACUCCAGUUUAUUUUCUGUUGUA
Amborella trichopoda is the source of this 1489-nucleotide messenger RNA. Its product is annotated as OVARIAN TUMOR DOMAIN-containing deubiquitinating enzyme 12. Gene Ontology annotation, molecular function: cysteine-type deubiquitinase activity. The record is from RefSeq and is a predicted model, not a curated record. Gene Ontology annotation, biological process: protein deubiquitination. NCBI's taxonomy places the organism in Eukaryota, Viridiplantae, Streptophyta, Magnoliopsida, Amborellales, Amborellaceae.